AUGUCGUCUCACUCCACGCCAACCACCCAACCAAGGCCAUCUGACACAGUCGAAAUACCUCCUGGCUCAUCUUCUCUUUCUCAAGCCGCAAACAAGAAACGCAAGCGUUCUCCCGAUGAUCAAGCCACCCAGCCCCAAUCACUUGACAGGCUCCUUGAGAAAACGUACCAAGAACUCGCUGUGUUUGCUUUUGAAAACUCCAAGGGAUCAAUGUCUGAAGCCGACCGAAAAUGUUUCCUCGAUUUCUACGAAGAGCAGCGAAAGAUGCUUGUCAUCAAGGCCAUCGAACGCAAGGUCUCAGUCCCCAUGGUUGAUGGCUUCUUGGGCAAGCGAAUUGCGGUCAAGGGUCCUAACUGCUGGAAUCUCUACCUCCAGACCCCAGAAGCGCGAGCAAUAUUUCGAGAGACCAACGGGAUUGACCAUGAAUUAGCUAUGAAGAAGGUUUCGGAGCUGUGGCAACAGCUCUCGCCGGAGGAGAAGAAGGCUUUCUCGAGGGUCUCGGCUUUCCACGACGAUGGGCUCACUGCUGAGGAAAGGGCCCUCGAUGAAGAUGACAAUGAUGACGAUGACUCUCCACCCCCUGGGGGUCCAAACGUGCGAAGUGAGGCAUCCUUCAAGGAUGACUACUUCUUUGUCCAGAACUAUGUGAAUGACUUUAUCAAAAAGUGCAAUGUGCCCAGGAUGUCGAUGCCGAGAACCAUUACGCUGCUCGUCUACAGGCCCACAUCACUGGGUGUAGUGUGA
This is a messenger RNA of Puccinia graminis f. sp. tritici CRL 75-36-700-3, 744 nucleotides long. RefSeq lists its product as uncharacterized. The transcript has 4 exons. NCBI's taxonomy places the organism in Eukaryota, Fungi, Basidiomycota, Pucciniomycetes, Pucciniales, Pucciniaceae. The coding region runs from base 1 to 744 and encodes 247 amino acids. The record is from RefSeq and is a predicted model, not a curated record.